AUGCACUAUAUCGGAAACUUUCACGCGGAUCACUCAGUGCAUAGCAAAAUAACAGGACCCUCAGCAGCUCAGACGGCGCUGACCCAACCUUCUUGCUGUGUAAAUAUAACUAGUUGCACUUGCCGAACCGGUCAAGUUCUUCUCAAUAUAGAUCGUCAAUUUCAUCCUGUAAAAACUGGUAAUUCCGAUCGCCUUGAAGAAAGUGAAGAAAAGAUAAUGAGAAUGUCUGAAGUAAGAAAUGACCACAGCGAGGCAGGUGCAUCGCUUAGAAAGACGGACUCAUGGUCAAUGGUCGAGGGAUAUCCACUCUAA
This is a messenger RNA of Cylicocyclus nassatus, 312 nucleotides long. The record is from the annotation of a GenBank genome assembly. NCBI's taxonomy places the organism in Eukaryota, Metazoa, Nematoda, Chromadorea, Rhabditida, Strongylidae.